AUCCUAAAACUGCUCUGAUGUCAUGACACAAUGGCGAGCGAUCUUGUUAUGACGUUUUGGAGUACUGUGACGUCAUCCAGUUGUGCAGAAAACUAAACCAAUGACCAUCUGUUGUGUGUGGAGAUAACUCACGGGGAGUCAGGUUGUCAGCGAGGAAUAUGAAAACAGUCUUCGUGUGAGUUAGCUAUGGAAGACGGAAACUCUUCAGCGGACCAGCCGUCGGCGUCACUGUGGGUGGACUCUAUGCUGGGCGUGCCUCUUCAGCGCAGCAGGUUCUCCCUGCCUAUGGAUAUGAAACUUCUCGAAAAUAUGUCUGCCCAGGAGUAUCUGUUGAAGCACUGCCAAGUGUCACCCAUGAAAUGGGUCAUGUGCCAGAGAAUCUUCUACAAAGUGAAAGACAAGACCGGAGUCAUUCUGUUCAAGGAUCUGAAGAAGGCGCUGUUGGAAGCGCUCGUCAAUCCGAUCACCUCCGAUCAGCUGCGCGACAUGUACGAGAUGCUGUCGAUCACCGAGGACUCCCACGUCGACUGUGCGUACUUCGCCGCCAUCACCGCCUUCGCCGAGCGGUUCGCGCAGUUAGUACACGUCACGUACACAUUACUAUACAACAAGGUCCUCGACGGUACGGACACCUCCAGGGGCCUGGUGGAGGCGGCCGAUUUCAGCGCACUCGACUGGAAGUUGGAGGGGAUCCAGCCCAACCCUGGAGUAGAACAAAUCCUCAGAGUGUUGAACAAAUAAUGGGGCGAUUCGUUUUACUGUCAGCAGUGGAAUUAAUCCCUUAGUCCUAAUAAGGACAUACCCUAAUAUUGAACUGAUGGCGUAUUGUUUUAGUCCUACAACGUCGUAAGCUAUACGAACAGAAAGGGCCUACGUCGUCGAUGUUCUCUUAGUUCCUGCUAUGGAUUCGAGUCCUAUUCAAGACGCGGGAAAUGUUGCAAGAAAUGCCUACUGGAAACCUUAAUAGCUUCUAAUGGCACGACAUUCGCUUCGGAGUUCUGCCCACAGUUAUAUUGGGUCGUAAUAUCACCACUUAUCGAUUGUUCCAGUUCGUCAUAGAAUUCACGUUUUGAUCAUGUUCUGUUGAUAUUGUAUUUUCUAUAGUUAUUUUGCACGCUCAACGACAGGUGGUUUUCAAACCGUUUCAAUUAACCUUCCUCAGCCCAUCGCAGUCUUGAAUGUAAAAAAAAAGAAAAAGGAUAGCGCCCACACCGCUUUCAAACGUUUCUUGUGCUAUCAUAGGUCUAAUGUUAGAACGAGAUUUGCUUUAUUAAAUGAGGCAUGAAACACAAUUCUAGUUUUAAGGGUUUUUUCACACAUAAAAAGCCAAAUAUUUACAUUA
Gigantopelta aegis is the source of this 1342-nucleotide messenger RNA. RefSeq lists its product as uncharacterized. The transcript is spliced from 6 exons. The record is from RefSeq and is a predicted model, not a curated record. The coding region runs from base 187 to 741 and encodes 184 amino acids. Lineage: Eukaryota; Metazoa; Mollusca; Gastropoda; Neomphalida; Peltospiridae.